Molecule: messenger RNA, 4899 nt
Organism: Struthio camelus australis
Lineage: Eukaryota; Metazoa; Chordata; Aves; Struthioniformes; Struthionidae
Source: RefSeq, a predicted model, not a curated record
AUGUCUUCAGACUCUGAGAUGGCCGUCUUUGGGGAGGCGGCUCCUUACCUCCGAAAGUCAGAAAAGGAGAGAAUCGAGGCCCAGAACAAACCCUUCGAUGCCAAGUCAUCGGUCUUUGUGGUGCAUGCUAAGGAAUCCUUUGUGAAAGGGACAAUCCAGAGCAAAGAAGGAGGAAAGGUCACUGUCAAGACCGAAGCAGGAGAAACUCUGACCGUGAAGGAAGAUCAAGUCUUCUCCAUGAACCCUCCUAAGUAUGACAAAAUUGAGGACAUGGCCAUGAUGACCCACCUCCAUGAACCCGCUGUGCUGUAUAACCUCAAAGAGCGUUAUGCAGCCUGGAUGAUCUACACCUACUCGGGUCUCUUCUGUGUCACUGUCAACCCCUACAAGUGGCUGCCGGUGUACAACCCAGAGGUGGUGCUGGCCUACCGAGGCAAAAAGCGCCAGGAGGCUCCUCCCCACAUCUUCUCCAUCUCUGACAAUGCCUAUCAGUUCAUGUUAACUGAUCGUGAGAAUCAGUCAAUCCUGAUCACCGGAGAAUCUGGUGCCGGGAAGACUGUGAACACAAAGCGUGUCAUCCAGUACUUUGCAACAAUUGCAGCUAGUGGGGAGAAGAAGAAGGAGGAGCAGUCAGGCAAAAUGCAGGGCACCCUUGAGGACCAAAUCAUCAGUGCCAACCCCCUGCUGGAGGCCUUUGGAAAUGCCAAGACUGUGAGGAAUGACAACUCCUCACGCUUUGGCAAAUUCAUCAGAAUCCACUUUGGGGCCACAGGGAAACUGGCUUCUGCUGACAUUGAAACAUAUCUGCUGGAGAAGUCCAGAGUCACUUUCCAGCUCAAGGCAGAAAGAAGCUACCACAUAUUUUAUCAGAUCAUGUCCAACAAGAAGCCAGAGCUAAUUGACAUGCUCCUCAUUACCACCAACCCAUAUGACUACCACUUUGUGAGUCAAGGUGAGGUCACUGUUCCCAGCAUUGAUGACCAGGAGGAGCUGAUGGCUACAGAUAGUGCCAUUGAUAUCCUGGGCUUCACUGCUGAUGAGAAGACCGCCAUUUACAAGCUGACGGGGGCUGUCAUGCACUAUGGGAACUUGAAGUUCAAGCAGAAACAACGAGAGGAGCAGGCAGAGCCAGAUGGCACGGAAGUGGCUGACAAAGCUGCCUACCUGAUGGGUCUGAACUCAGCCGACAUGCUCAAAGCCAUGUGUUAUCCCCGAGUCAAGGUUGGGAAUGAAUUUGUUACCAAAGGUCAAACUGUGGAACAGGUGAACAAUGCAGUUGGUGCCCUGGCAAAAGCUGUCUAUGAGAAGAUGUUCUUGUGGAUGGUCAUUCGUAUCAACCAGCAACUGGAUACCAAACAACCCAGACAGUACUUCAUUGGUGUCCUGGACAUUGCUGGCUUUGAAAUCUUUGAUUUCAACAGCUUUGAGCAGCUCUGCAUCAACUUCACCAAUGAGAAACUGCAACAGUUCUUCAACCACCACAUGUUUGUACUGGAGCAGGAGGAGUACAAGAAGGAAGGAAUUGAAUGGACUUUCAUUGACUUUGGGAUGGACCUGGCUGCUUGCAUUGAACUCAUUGAGAAGCCCAUGGGCAUCUUCUCCAUCCUGGAAGAGGAGUGCAUGUUCCCCAAGGCAACUGACACCUCUUUCAAGAACAAGCUCUAUGACCAGCAUCUGGGCAAGUCCAGCAACUUCCAGAAGCCCAAGCCUGCCAAAGGCAAGGCUGAGGCUCACUUCUCCCUGGUGCACUAUGCUGGCACAGUGGACUACAACAUCUCUGGCUGGCUUGAGAAGAACAAGGACCCCCUGAAUGAAACUGUCAUUGGCCUAUAUCAGAAAUCACCUGUGAAGACACUGGCCUUACUCUUUGCUACCUAUGGUGGAGAAGCAGAGGGUGGUGGUGGCAAGAAGGGUGGUAAGAAGAAGGGUUCCUCCUUCCAGACAGUCUCAGCUCUUUUCCGGGAGAAUUUGAACAAGCUGAUGACAAAUCUGCGGAGCACUCACCCCCAUUUUGUACGCUGCAUCAUCCCAAAUGAAACAAAAACACCUGGUGCCAUGGAACAUGAGCUGGUGCUGCACCAGCUGCGGUGCAAUGGUGUGCUGGAAGGGAUCAGAAUUUGCAGGAAAGGAUUCCCCAGCAGAGUCCUCUAUGCCGACUUCAAACAGAGGUACAGGGUGCUAAAUGCAAGUGCUAUCCCAGAGGGACAGUUCAUAGAUAGCAAGAAGGCUUCAGAGAAGCUCCUUGGGUCCAUUGAUGUGGAUCACACCCAGUACAGAUUUGGUCAUACUAAGGUGUUCUUCAAAGCUGGGCUAAUAGGUCUUCUGGAGGAGAUGAGAGAUGAGAAGCUAGCAGAGAUUAUGACCAUGACACAGGCCAGGUGCAGGGGCUUCCUGAUGAGAGUGGAGUACCGGAGAAUGGUGGAGAGGAGGGAUUCCAUCUUCUGCAUCCAGUACAAUGUUCGUGCAUUCAUGAACGUCAAGCACUGGCCCUGGAUGAAACUGUUCUUCAAAAUCAAGCCCUUGCUGAAGAGCGCAGAAUCAGAGAAGGAGAUGGCCAACAUGAAACAAGAAUUUGAGAAAACCAAGGAAGAGCUUGCAAAGUCUGAGGCAAAGAGGAAGGAACUGGAGGAGAAAAUGGUCACCUUGCUGCAGGAGAAAAAUGACCUGCAGCUCCAAGUGCAGGCUGUGAGUAUCGCCGUUUAUUUGUCCAUGGGAACAGGAGUUUGCAUGGUCACAUUAUUCUCUGGCAAGCACAGACUUAAAAACAAAACUCCGUUUUGUCUGAGGACAACACACUUAUGUAACUCUUUGAAAAGGGAAGAACUCUCCAAAAUUAUUAAAUACCACCAGAUGCAGCAUGACUUAAGAAACUAAAGCUAAGCUACAUUGUUUAAGCUGACAAAAGAGAAGAAAGCCCUCCAAGAGGCCCACCAGCAGACACUGGAUGACCUGCAGGCAGAAGAGGACAAAGUCAAUACGCUGACCAAAGCUAAAACCAAGCUGGAGCAGCAAGUGGAUGAUCUCGAAGGGUCCCUGGAGCAAGAGAAGAAACUGCGCAUGGACCUUGAGCGAGCCAAGAGGAAACUCGAGGGAGACCUGAAGCUGGCCCAUGACACCAUAAUGGACUUGGAAAACGACAAGCAGCAGCUGGAUGAGAAACUGAAGAAGAAAGACUUUGAAAUCAGCCAGAUCCAGAGCAAGAUCGAGGAUGAGCAAGCCCUGGGCAUGCAAUCGCAGAAGAAGAUCAAGGAGCUGCAGGCCCGUAUUGAGGAACUGGAGGAGGAAAUCGAGGCCGAGCGGACCUCUCGGGCCAAAGCAGAGAAGCAUCGGGCUGACCUCUCCAGGGAGCUAGAGGAGAUCAGUGAGCGCCUGGAAGAAGCAGGGGGGGCCACGGCAGCUCAGAUCGAGAUGAACAAGAAGCGUGAGGCAGAAUUUCAGAAGAUGCGCCGGGACCUUGAAGAGGCCACUCUGCAGCAUGAAGCCACAGCCGCCGCCUUGCGGAAGAAGCAUGCGGACAGCACAGCUGAGCUUGGGGAGCAGAUAGACAACCUUCAGCGUGUCAAGCAGAAGCUGGAGAAGGAGAAGAGUGAGCUGAAGAUGGAGAUUGACGACUUGGCCAGUAACAUGGAGUCUGUCUCCAAAGCCAAGGCAAACCUGGAGAAGAUGUGCCGCACCCUGGAAGACCAGCUAAGUGAGAUUAAGACAAAGGAGGAGCAGAAUCAGCGCAUGAUCAAUGACCUCAAUACACAAAGAGCUCGUCUGCAGACAGAAGCAGGUGAAUAUUCACGCCAGGUGGAGGAAAAAGAUGCAUUGAUUUCUCAGCUGUCUAGAGGCAAGCAGGGAUUUACUCAACAGAUUGAGGAACUGAAGAGACAUCUAGAGGAGGAAAUAAAGGCCAAGAAUGCCCUGGCCCACGCCUUGCAGUCUGCACGCCAUGACUGUGACUUGCUCCGGGAACAAUAUGAAGAGGAGCAGGAAGCCAAGGGUGAGCUGCAGCGUGCCUUGUCCAAGGCCAACAGUGAAGUGGCCCAGUGGAGAACCAAAUACGAAACGGAUGCUAUUCAGCGCACGGAGGAACUGGAGGAGGCCAAGAAGAAGCUGGCACAACGUCUACAAGAUGCAGAGGAACACGUUGAGGCCGUGAACGCCAAAUGCGCUUCCCUGGAAAAGACAAAGCAGCGGCUGCAGAAUGAAGUGGAGGACCUGAUGAUCGACGUGGAAAGAGCAAACGCUGCUUGCGCAGCUCUGGACAAGAAGCAGAAGAACUUUGACAAGAUCCUGGCAGAGUGGAAGCAGAAGUAUGAGGAAACGCAGGCUGAGCUGGAAGCCUCCCAGAAGGAGUCGCGCUCCCUCAGCACGGAGCUGUUUAAGAUGAAGAAUGCCUAUGAGGAGUCCUUGGACCACCUGGAAACGCUGAAGCGUGAGAACAAGAACUUGCAGCAGGAGAUUGCUGACCUCACGGAGCAGAUUGCAGAGGGAGGAAAGGCCAUUCAUGAGCUGGAGAAAGUGAAGAAGCAGGUUGAGCAGGAGAAAUCUGAAAUCCAGGCUGCUCUGGAGGAAGCUGAGGCCUCCCUGGAACAUGAAGAAGGGAAGAUCCUGCGCCUCCAGCUGGAGCUGAACCAGGUGAAGUCUGAGAUUGACCGCAAGAUAGCAGAAAAAGAUGAGGAAAUCGACCAGCUGAAGAGAAACCACCUCAGAAUUGUGGAGUCCAUGCAGAGCACCUUGGAUGCAGAGAUCAGGAGCAGGGAGGAGCUGUCCAAUGUCAACCUCUCCAAAUUCCGCAAGAUCCAGCACGAGCUGGAAGAAGCCGAGGAGCGGGCUGACAUUGCAGAGUCGCAGGUCAACAAGCUCCGAGCCAAGAGCCGGGAGUUUCACAGGAAGAUAGAAGAGGAAGAGUGA